UUCAGUGCCUACGCGUGUUUUUCACGGGAAUCGAAAAAAAUGCAGAGUCUGCAAGAAAAGGCUUCCGAAUGGAGUGGGGUUGCCAUAGACGACGCUUUUUCCAUCGAUGACACCAACCUCUUUAACAAGCUCGGCCUUCAAACCUUCAUUAACCUCUCCACCAAUUUCUACAACAGGGUAUACGCCGAUGAGGAAGAGUGGUUUCGUUCAAUAUUCGCUAAUUCUAAGAAAGAAGACGCUAUUCAAAACCAAUACGAGUUCUUCGUGCAACGAAUGGGUGGACCUCCUCUCUUUUCCCAAAGAAGAGGACAUCCCGCUCUAAUUGGUCGACAUCGCCCAUUUCCUGUAACGCAUCAAGCUGCAGAGAGAUGGUUACAUCACAUGCAACAAGCAUUAGACAGUACUCCAGAUAUAGAUGGUGACUCAAAGACCAAAAUGAUGAACUUUUUCAGGCACACUGCAUAUUUUUUGGUCGCUGGAGAUGAGCUAAAGAAUCAAAACCAACAGAUUCCCUGCAAACAUGCAGCCAAAAGAGAUGAUUCAUAAAUCUUUAUUUCAAUUUCCUUUUUAUUUAUUGCCUUUUUGCCAAAACUUUGUGUAAAAAAUAGUUGAAGCAUUGUCCAAGCGUUGGGGAGAUGAAAAGGAUGUCAUGUUACACGCUUGCCAACUCAAGUAAGACGAGGUUCAUGAUUGUUAGCUUAGAAUCGAUAGUGCACUGAGAAAAUACAAAAAACAGUAUUGAAUUGCCUUUAAGUUGUACUCACUAAACUCUGGCAGGUCUAAUCCUUAGAAGUUAUAUGAUUUUUUCCUUGAAUUU
Vigna radiata var. radiata (mung bean) is the source of this 817-nucleotide messenger RNA. RefSeq names its product two-on-two hemoglobin-3. The transcript has 4 exons. Lineage: Eukaryota; Viridiplantae; Streptophyta; Magnoliopsida; Fabales; Fabaceae. Gene Ontology annotation, biological process: oxygen transport. Gene Ontology annotation, molecular function: oxygen binding; oxygen carrier activity; heme binding. Bases 40 to 546 code for a protein of 168 amino acids. The record is from RefSeq and is a predicted model, not a curated record.